AGUUUUCUGACAUAUUCACCAAAGCUAUCACAUUUUAGGCUAGGCCCUACUCUUCUUUUGAUCUGGCAGUAAUUGCAUUGUAGUCAUUAUUAUUGUAGCCUAAUUAUUAUAUUAUAUUAAAUUAAAUAUAAUGGCAUACAAAGGGAUUUCGUUAGGCAAUCUGACUUAUAUAAUAUCACACAGUGUGAUGUGGGAUUAAGAUGAGAGUGGGCCGUGGAUCUCGGAGCAUCUGUCGUGUUUUUUGAUUGUGUCAUCGACACAAUGGACGACGACGAAUGACAGCGUUAACCAUACUGAGAGACUGCGAGAGCUGCGUGUUUCAGUGCAGAGGAGGAAAGACGUGUUGAUGCAAAGAAGGAGGCGAAUGCAGAAACCAAUUUCUCGUUUUUGUUUACGAAAGUCGAUCUGUUCGGUGAGAGUUUGACGCCCUGCAGUGUGCUGUCCCCGCACAUUUGUCUAAACGGGCAGAAAGGGAACAGCUGAAUUGCCACCGUAGUUCUCUGCCUGACGCUUCGGACCCUCCUGGACUCUAACUCUCUCCUGUGCGUCCCGUCCUCCAGCCGGUGGGUCACAUUUCUCCUCCUGUUCGACUGAAGGCAUCUAGAACACUCUUCUUCAUCUGACUCUGUGUCUGGCAUCAACUCUCUUCUGAUGUGUGCUGCCACACCUGUGCAUGGGUUCAUAGGUGUGAGUUCCAAAUAGUUCAUGUGCAGUGAAGGAGUUUGACUGUCCACCUUCUGUUGAACGGUUCUAUUCUAGAACUUUCCUCAACUGGAUCCGUUAUCUACCUGAAGUCACUGCGCUUCCCAUUGCCAGAUUGGAGCAUCUCCUCCUCCUUCCAGGUGGUUAUGUCACCCUAGAGGGUUCUGCUGUGCGGUCAGAAAGUGUAGGAGAACACUUCAAGGCUUCUGUGGACUUCCAGACCGAACAUUCGCUCACUGCCUCUGAGGAGGAACGAUGAGGGCAUCAUCGGACUGAAGUCCCGUCAGCCGUCCUUGGGGAUUGGAGACUGCGGCAACCUUUUCAGCUCGUCUUUGCCAGCUUGUGUGAGUGGUGUGUGUGUGUGUGCGUACGUGUGUUUGUGUGUGUGUGUGUCUAUGCGCACAGACAGGUGAGGUAGAGCCAGCUAAAAAUCUCAGCAUGAAUGUAUGAGUUGCAGACAUACAGAACCGUACAGGUGUGUUUGACUGAGCGCGUGUGUAUGUCUGCGUGUGCGAGCGGUCUUCUCGCUCUCGGUGAAAAUGGACUGGUCACUGGAGAGGAUGCGUGAGCUUGUGGCCGGUGGCAUGCAGUCGAUGCGCGAGUGCGAGUCCAGCGUGCUGGGCACUGCCCUCUGCCUGGCGCUGCUCUUCGUGUGGUACUGCUACCGCGUCGGGCGGGAACACAGCAUGCCCGGCCUGCGGGGCGCCUACGGCGUGGCCGAGAACCGGCGCGGCAGCCUGGCGGUGCCCGGCCGCGUCGGCUCCCUCAUGCCCUCGGACGGCGCUGGCCUGGGCAGGGGCGCCAAGGGCCGGCAGUGCUCCGGCGAGGAGCUGAACGGCUUCGCCUACUGCCAGUCCCCCGAGUGCUUCCGCUGCACGCACGCGGGCGAGGGGCUCAACCAACGGCUCUACCACAGCCUGCAGGACUACGCCAAGCGCUACACCUGGGCGGGCAUGGGCCGCGUGCACAAGGGCGUGCGCGACCAGGGCCGCUACCUGCUCUCGGGGCGGCCGUCCAUCCAGAAGCCCGAGGUCUUCUUCCUGCCCGACCUGCCCUCGGCGCCCUUCUUCUCGCGCGACGCCCAGAAGCACGACGUGGAGCUGCUGGAGCGCAGCUUCCCCGCGCUGCUGGCCGAGUUCGAGAGCGUCUACCGGCUCCCCGCCGCCACCGCGACCUCCUCCUCCUCCUCCUCCUCGCUGCCGCCGGGGUGGAAGGCCAACAGCACGCCGCGCGGCCAGUGGUGGACCUACUACCUGGUCAACCAGGGCACGCCGCUGGCCGUCAACGCCCGGAGGUGCCCGCGCGCCUGGAGGGUCCUGGGCCAGCUGCGCACCUUCGUGGCCAACAACGUGUUCGGCAACGCUUGCUUCUCGGUCAUCACGCCGGGCGCCGCCAUCGCUGAGCACUACGGCCCCACCAACGUGCGCCUGCGCUGUCAUCUGGGUCUGAAGGUGCCCGCUGGUUGUGAGCUGGUGGUUGGGGGAGAGCCGCAAUGCUGGUCGGAGGGCAGCUGCCUGCUGUUUGACGACUCCUUCCUGCACACAGCCUUUCAUGAGGGCACUGCAGAGGACGGCCCAAGGGUGGUCUUCAUGGUGGACCUCUGGCACCCAAAUGUGGCAGCUGCAGAGAGGCAGGCCCUGGACUACAUCUUCAGUCCUGGACACUGAGCGGGAAAGAGAGAAAGAGUGAGAGUGAGUGAGUGAGAGAGACAGAGAGAGAGAAACAGAGAGAAAAGUAGAGAGAGAGAAGGUGAGAAAGAAUGAAAGAGAUGGUGUAAAAGCCUUGGUGCCUCAUGUAUGGGUGAGAAACUAUAAAAACCCGUGAGAAAGCCAAAAAAAAGCAUUUAUAGAGGUCAAAAAGAGAAGGGUUCAGAGAAAUUGAUGAGCCAAAAGGAAGGAAGUUGGGAAGUCAGUUGGGGUCAGUUUGAAGGGUUAUGUUUGUUGUGCGUAGUCCCAACACCCAUCUCACCCCCACUGUUUAUACUCCAAGUGUACAUAAAGUAUCCUUAACUGACAUGAUAUGUACACACCCACAUGCUGUGUUCAUCCCUUUUGCCAGGGCUUUUUUCGGAGCACUUUGUACUGAAUAUAAAUGUUUGCAGAUUGACCAAUCAAACAAAGUGUUUUCAUCUGCCCUGUGGUAUACCUUUAGUAAACCCAGAGAAGCUAGUAUACAGCUCAACAGUGCUGUUGUUAAAUCGUUCUACUGGCUGACCUGUUUGUACAGAAAUGCUUGGUGCAAAUUAGGUGUUUUCUGGUUCCUUUUGUAAGCAGUAACUGAAAACAAAAAUAGACAGAACACUAGCGCAGGUGGUCCAGUGGUACAUUUUAUGACAGGUGAGUUCAACUGAUAAUGAACUACUUCUUCAAGACCAAAUCAUGGCAUUCAAAUGGUACUUUACAGGAUAGCGUGGUUGGAUUUAGCACAUGGGGGUAUGAUUUUUUUAACCCUGUGUAGACUACUGGGUAACCUCUGUAUUUUCUGACCACUUAGUUAUUAAGCAAGGCUACAAGGAGUGAGGGUGCGCCUGUGUGUUUGUGCGCAGUUUUCACUGCUUUCUACUUUGGUACACUGAAAAUGGAGCACAGCGUAUACUUGACACAUUUUUAAAAGUUUACAACUGUUACAGUUCUUAAAUGGUCUAGAUUUUAACUCUUAAUUGUUCCGUAUUUUGAUCAGUCUUCUCUAAGUACAAGCUGAUUGCAUCAUUUUGUGGUAUUGAUACAUUCCUUUUGUAAAAAAAAAAGUUUUAAAAAAAUCAGUUGUCUGAUGAUGUGGUUCAAGUAACAAGUGGUGCCAUUUUGUUUUGUUUUGUGUUUUUUUGCCGUUGCAAAUCAAUCCUCAGAUUUUUCUCUUCAGUCAGUAUUGUGCCAUAAUCUCACUUGGACAACAGUCACAGUUUUAUCAGUAGGUUGAAUAAAAAGUGUUGCCUUUACACUCA
Messenger RNA from Sardina pilchardus (European sardine), 3643 nucleotides. It is a transcript of the gene asphd2, whose product is annotated as aspartate beta-hydroxylase domain containing 2. The transcript is spliced from 4 exons. The record is from RefSeq and is a predicted model, not a curated record. The coding region runs from base 1242 to 2369 and encodes 375 amino acids. Gene Ontology annotation, cellular component: membrane. NCBI's taxonomy places the organism in Eukaryota, Metazoa, Chordata, Actinopteri, Clupeiformes, Clupeidae.